ACUUGCCUUAUAUGUUUACGAGUAUUUACUUCAUGUCGGGGCACAGAAAUCAGCACAGACAUUUCUGUCAGAAAUCAGAUGGGAGAAAAACAUAACAUUAGGAGAACCACCAGGGUUCCUACACUCGUGGUGGUGCGUCUUCUGGGAUUUAUAUUGUGCAGCUCCUGAAAGGAGGGAAACUUGUGAUCAUAGCAGUGAAGCGAAGGCAUUUCAUGAUUAU
Messenger RNA from Candidula unifasciata, 220 nucleotides. The record is from the annotation of a GenBank genome assembly. Lineage: Eukaryota; Metazoa; Mollusca; Gastropoda; Stylommatophora; Geomitridae.